This is a messenger RNA of Pseudomyrmex gracilis, 3086 nucleotides long. RefSeq names its product membrane metallo-endopeptidase-like 1. The record is from RefSeq and is a predicted model, not a curated record. Gene Ontology annotation, biological process: protein processing. Gene Ontology annotation, molecular function: metalloendopeptidase activity. The coding region runs from base 259 to 2613 and encodes 784 amino acids. Gene Ontology annotation, cellular component: plasma membrane. The transcript is spliced from 18 exons. Lineage: Eukaryota; Metazoa; Arthropoda; Insecta; Hymenoptera; Formicidae.
UAGUUAGGACUAUAGUACCACUCUCAAACUUUUACAUUUAACGUAUAUAUUUUUAGAUGAUUCCGUCUCGACCAUAUUUUACGUAUAACUAAUUCGAAAUAUAGAAAACGUAUUUAUUACCUACAAACUUACGUUAAAACACUUCAUGUAGAUAUAUGUGUAUCAAAAGUGUCUGUAAUGAACGACAUUUGAACACGUUACGACGCUUCACUUGGCAUAUAACCAUAAAUUAUAAUUAAAUUGUUGAGGCGCAAAUAUAUGUCGAGAACAAAAGGUGCCAAUACAAAUUUGUAUUUUGUGGUACAUAUUUAUCACACUAUGAAGACAUAUCAUUUCUUCAUAAUUUUUCUGACAGCUGUAAUAUAUGCGCACGGUACGUUCGAUUUUUCUGAUACCUUUAGCAUACGCGCACGUUUCGAUUCGACAAUGAACAGGCAAUAUAUGUUAUGCGCCACCAAUAAAUGUAAAAACGCAGCUUUAGAGAUUUUAUCCACCUUUGAUCGUUCGGUCGAUCCGUGUGACAAUUUUUACAAAUUUGCUUGUGGCGGAUGGUUACAAACUAACCGAUCAAAUACAUCAUUUCCAGUAAUUAAUUUUUUCACAGUGCUCAAACAAAAAUUACACAAUCAGCUUCGAGAAAUUUUAAACGCAUCGUUUAAACCAACCGAUACUAUGUCUUUCAUAAAAGCGAAGCGUGUAUUCGCGCAGUGCAUGGAUAAAGAAAAUAAUAAAGCAUUCGGUAUGAGUAACUUGAACGCUAUUGUAAAUAGCUACGGCGGAUGGCCAAUAGUUAUGUCCCGUCAUGAAUGGAAUGAAAGAAAUUUGACUUGGCAAAAUGUUACUACCAAUUUGCAUAAAAAUAAAGUAUUAAACAUUGGUCUGUAUGAUAUAGAAGUAUCUGAAGAUUUAAAAAUGUCCAACAGUAACGCUAUCUAUAUUUUUGGACCUGCUCUUCCUUUUUCUCGAGACAAAAUAAUACUCAUAAACAACACUAAAUGGCGGAAAGAAAUGUAUAGAUCUACUAUCGUAAACGUUGCGCACAAUCUUAUAACAGAAAAUGGCGGAACAAGUAACAUGAGUAAACUUACUCAAGAUGCACUUGACAUCGUACAUUUUGAAGCGGAACUGGCUAAUAGCCGAUUGCAUCAAAUGACUAGUCUUCUUGUACUAUACUGCUUACAGUUGACAAGCACUGUAGACAGGAUACUUGAUACACUUACUUCGCUAACAAUCCAACAAUUGCAAGAAAAGUACGACAAGCAAAAUCCCGGAAUGAUAGGAAAGAUUGACUGGCACUCAGCCAUUCAGGAUUUAUUUGCAUCAGAAAGAAUCGCGAUAAAACCAUCUGAAAAACUCAUUGUUGUAGAGUAUGAAUAUCUUAUCAAUUUAGUACCGUUGUUAGAACGAACACCGUCACGUACUAUUGUUAAUUUUAUAAUAUGGAGUUUAAUUAGAAAGUUAACUGAUUACAUCAAACCACAGAAAUUGAGUGGCAUUGCUCGCGUCAUAAUAGGUGCAGACAAUAACCAGCUAGAAGAAGACGAUAAAAACUGGAUGCCAUGCAUUAACUCGCUCAACUUAGAUCAUGCUAUUUCGCAUGAAUAUGUCAAGAAAUACAUAUCGCUUGAUAACAUACAAGACAUCACAGAAAUAUAUACAAAUAUUAAAAGCGUCGUUCAUCAACAAAUAGGAAACGCCACAUGGAUGGAUGAGCCUACAAAAGAAGCGGCUGUCGAGAAACUUACGUCUAUGAAACACGAAUUUUUUAAGCCCGAUUGGUACAGCGACGAAGCUAUUGACAGAUAUUACGAAGACUUGAAUAUCGGUACGGAAUAUCUCGACAACAUUAUAAAUAUAUGGAAAUUCAAAUGGAAAAAAAUGAUAAACUCGUUAAGGACACCCGUAGACAACACAAAGUACAAACUUUAUGCAAUCGAGUUUGUUAUUAUAUGGUUAAGCCGACCGACACAACUGCAAGCCAAAUAUAAUAUGGUAUUCAAUAGCAUCGUUCUCACUGCUGCCUUAUUACAAAGUCCUGUAUAUGACCGAAAUCACAUUGCAUUAAUGAAUUACGGAAAGGUAGGACAUAUCAUUGGACAUGAAAUUAAUCACGCCUUUGAUGUCGACGGUCGUAACUUUGACAAAAAUGGAAACAUCAUGCAAACAUGGACACAAAAGUCUAUCGAUGAGUAUGAAAAUAUAACGCAAUGUUUUAUUAAACAAUAUAACAAGUAUCUGGUUCCAGGAUUGGAACGUGAGAAUAUUCAAGUGAACGGGCAACAGACGCUCGGAGAGAACACGGCGGAUGCUGCUGGAAUUGUUUCUGCAUAUUACGCGUACAAGAACAGAAAAGAAAGAUUGAAUGAAACAGAGUGGCGGCUGCAAGGACUUGAAGAUUAUAGCGAAGAUCAGAUCUUCUUCUUGGUGUAUGCUCAAUUUUUCUGUGAAAAUGCUCUGCCAGAAGAGAUACAAAAAAUCACUUCUGGCGUCCAUUCUGUGAAGGAAAUUAGGAUUCGCGGCAGCCUUUCAAAUUCUCGUGAAUUCUCCCAGAGUUAUAAUUGCUCUGUGGGAACUCCAAUGAAUCCGGAGAAGAAAUGUGCCCUUUGGUUCUAAACUGAAAAGACGUAAAUGCCACAUGCUUACAAAUUUUGAACGCGAUAUUUUUUUGUAUAGCAAACAUUUUAUAAUAUUUACAAUCAUUAUAUUUUUAGAUAUACACACUGACUUCUGCAAAAAAAUUAGCAUUUACGGUAUAGUAACGAUAUUUUUGAAGAGAAAAAAAUUGUAUAUUUAUAAACGUAUAAUUUUAGACACAUUUAGUAUAAGUUCAGACUAAAUGUAAGUGUAUAUUGUUUAGAUAAUUUACGAUCUCUCAAAGAAUAAAAAAACAAAAAUUACAAAACGGUAGAUUUCUUUAUGUACUUUGCUGAAAAUACUAUUUGUACUUUUACAGAUGUCAGUAUGAUAUCUAUAUCUCAUACAAAACAUGAAUGAAUAUUUAUAUGAAAAAAGUUAUAUGUAACUAUUCGUUGAAAUAAAAUUUACGGGUUUCUUUACGCUUAGAAUUCAAAAACAAACAUUACAUU